AGUGUGUGUAAUUCCCUGAAGAGUAUAAAUCAAUGAAUAACGAGGAAGAGCUCUCUCUGAUCUGUUAAAAGUUCACUCUCAACGAAGAGCUCUUCCUUCUUCAACCCUGUAUGUUGACUUCAAUCCUAGUGCUGCAAUAGAUUCACACUCAUAAAUCUGAAGAGAUCGUAGUUAGGGUUUUAGUUCUUGGUGUAGUAGGUUUCAACAAAUGUCCGGGCUUAAUCGAUCCUCCAGCGCUCCUUCAAAGAACGGUCUCCCCCCUCAAGAAUUGCUCGAUGAUCUCUGCAGUCGGUUUGUUCUGAAUGUGCCAAAGGAAGAUCAACAAUCUUUUGAGAGGAUUUUGUUUCUUGUGGAGUACGCACAUUGGUUUUACGAAGACAAUUCUGUUGAGAACAAUCCAUCAUUGAAAUCUUUCACUCUUAAGGAAUUCACUUCUUUGUUAUUUAACAGCUGUGAUGUUUUAAAACCAUACGUUGCCCAUAUAGAUGACAUUUUCAAGGACUUCACCUCAUAUAAGGUUCGAGUUCCAGUCACAGGAGCCAUAAUUCUGGAUGAGACUUAUGAACGGUGCUUGCUAGUGAAGGGAUGGAAAGGAUCAAGCUGGAGUUUCCCUCGUGGAAAAAAGAAUAAGGAUGAAGAAGACCAUACGUGUGCCAUUAGAGAGGUUUUGGAGGAAACAGGGUUUGAUGUCUCAAAACUUCUUAACAAAGAAGAGCAUAUAGAGAUGGUAUUUGGACAGCAAAGAGUGCGGCUUUACAUAAUUGCUGGAGUGAAAGAUGAUACAGCCUUUGCACCACAAACCAAAAAGGAGAUUAGUGAAAUAGCAUGGCAGCGACUUGAUGAACUCCAGCCAGCAAAUGGUGAUGUCAUCUCUCGCAGUUACACUGGCCUCAAACUUUACAUGGUUGCUCCAUUUCUAACGUCUUUAAAAGCAUGGAUUUCAGCACAUCAGCCUCCAGUAGCACCCAGAUCCGAUAGACCCACGAAAGGAAUUAGCAUGUGGAGGGCAAAGAGCAGCUCUGGUGGAAGCACAGUGGUAACAGAGAGUCAGCCAAGCAAAUCGACAACUGAUGUGCAACCUGUAGAAAUUGGUCCCGGUAGAAGCUUCAGAAACUUCCGAUUUGAUACUGCUCCAAUACAUAAAGCAAUCGAUGCUGCCUUCUGUCCAUAAAGACUCUGCAACGUUAGCUGCCGGUCCUCCUCUCUGUAAAGGGAUUGUGCAUUGGAAGCGAAGGAGUUAAAGUCCGUGCACCUUUGUAAAGUUUGACUUGCAUGUAAUUUGGUUUCUUUUAGCUAGGUGUAUCUGCCAUUGACACGACACAUCUAGGGUUGGUUCGUUCGUGGGCUAUAUAGAACCUCUCUCACUUUCUCAGCCAUGAUGGAUGCAUUCCAUGUGUUCCAGAUUCAGGUUGCUAUGCAUGUACAUUUUGUACAGUGGCCUUGCAAUGAAUAGACAUUUGUAUUUGUAGACACUUUUUGAUCUGUUUUUAAUGGUCAUAUCAACCCUCUUUUUGGAUC
Molecule: messenger RNA, 1518 nt
Organism: Ipomoea triloba (trilobed morning glory)
Lineage: Eukaryota; Viridiplantae; Streptophyta; Magnoliopsida; Solanales; Convolvulaceae
Product: mRNA-decapping enzyme subunit 2
Exons: 8
Coding region: 209-1171 (320 amino acids)
Biological process (GO): nuclear-transcribed mRNA catabolic process, nonsense-mediated decay; deadenylation-dependent decapping of nuclear-transcribed mRNA
Cellular component (GO): cytoplasm
Molecular function (GO): 5'-(N(7)-methylguanosine 5'-triphospho)-[mRNA] hydrolase activity; manganese ion binding; RNA binding
Source: RefSeq, a predicted model, not a curated record